AUGGGUCGUCACCUCAAGUUCCAUGAGCAAAAACUCUUGAAAAAAGUCGAUUUAUUAGAAUGGAAAAAGGAGAAUAAUUUACAUGAGAUUAAAGUACUUCGUCGGUAUCGGAUUCCGAAUCGUGAAGAAUAUCACAAGUACAAUCGAUUGGUUGGUCAUCUCUCCCGUAUCGUUUCACGACUGAAAAAACGACCAGCGACUGAUCCCUAUCGAGUCAAAACAACAAGUAUUUUGCUGGAGAAAUUGUAUCAUAUGGGACUUGUGCAGACGAAAAAAAGUCUAUUGAAAGCUGAAGAAGUGAAUGUGUCGGCUUUUUGUCGUCGUCGAUUGCCAGUUGUGAUGGUACGUGUGAAAAUGGCCGAGAGUCUUAAAGAAGCGACGACGUUUGUGGAACAGGGACAUGUUCGUGUUGGUCCAACAGUUGUGACGGAUCCAGCGUUCUUGGUGACACGACCAAUGGAAGAUUUUGUCACGUGGGUUGAUAGUUCCAAGAUUAAGAGGACGAUUAUGAAGUACAAUGAUAAAUUGGACGACUAUGACUUGCUCGGGAAUUAA
Molecule: messenger RNA, 555 nt
Organism: Peronospora farinosa
Lineage: Eukaryota; Oomycota; Peronosporomycetes; Peronosporales; Peronosporaceae
Source: the annotation of a GenBank genome assembly